AUGUACACAUUCCUGCCCGAGAACUUCACUCCAGUGAAGCAAAAACCAGUCAAAGAACUGAAACCGAUGAUAGUUGCCAUAGUCCUGGGGCUGAUUCUCUUCAUUGCGGCGGUGAUCGCUUGGUGCUACUAUGUGGCUUCCCUUCGGAAGGCGGAGAGGCUGAAGACGGAGCAGAUGGACCUGAAGACAGAUGGGUUCAUCAUCAAAAACCAGAACGGGGAGGUGGUCUUCGAGGUGGCCUUCCAGUCGGGGGCGCUGGAUCUGGAGUCGUGCUCGAAGGAGGGGGAAAUUUUAACCUGCAGCAGGUCGGACAAAGGCAAGCUCAAUUUCUUCAUACAGACGGUCAAGCCCAAGGACACCGUGAUGUGCUACCGCGUCCGGUGGGAGGAAUUUGUGGCCGACACCGUGGUCGAACACAAAAUGUUCUGGGGGGAUGCCCACUGGUACGGGGGUUGCGAGAUGAGUGUUCAGCACUGGCCAAUCCAGCUCCUGGGAUACCAAGAACCCAUGCCGUUCGUGACUAGCGAUGUGUAUUCUUUCAGGAACAGCUUUGGAGGCAUCUUGGAGAGAUACUGGAUCUCCUCCAAAGCUGCAGCCAUCAAGAUUAAUGACUCUGUGCCCUUUCACCUUGGAUUCAAUUCUUCUGAAAGGUCUCUCUUCUUCCAGGCCAGGUAUAAAGAUUCCCCCUAUAAGCCUCCCCUGGGAAAGCAGCCUUUCCCAGAACUGAGUUACCGUGUCUGUGUAGGUUCAGAUAUCACGUCCAUCCACAAAUACAUGGUGCGGAGAUAUUUCUACAAACCUUCUAAGAUACCUUCAGAAAACGCCUUCAAGUAUCCCAUCUGGUCCACCUGGGCCUUGUACAAAAAUGACAUCGAUCAGGAUAAGUUGCUACGCUUUGCGGAGAAGAUUAAAAUGUAUAAAUUUAACUGCAGCCAUAUCGAAAUAGACGACACUUACACGCAAGCGUAUGGUGAUUUUGACUUUGAUCCAGUAAAAUUCCCGAAUGUGACGGAAACGUUCAAGAAGCUCCGAGAAGAUGGGUUUAAGAUCACGCUGUGGAUUCACCCAUUCAUAAACUACAAUUCCUCCAACUUUGGGGUGGGGAUAGAGAGGCAGCUUUUUAUCAAAGAGCCAACAGGAAGGCUUCCCGCCAUGGUCGAGUGGUGGAACGGCAUUGGCGCCAUCUUGGAUUUCACGAACCCUUCGGCCAGGGACUGGUUUCAGAGUCAUCUGAGGCAGCUUCGCUCUAAGUACGGCAUAUCAUCCUUCAAGUUCGACGCCGGGGAGACUAACUAUCUUCCCAAACAGUUCAGCACCUUCCGCCCCUUAUCAGAUCCCAGCAUUUGGUCCAGGCGGUACACGGAAAUGGCUAUCCCAUUCUAUGAGCUGGCUGAGGUCCGCGUCGGUUACCAGUCUCAGAAUAUCUCUUGCUUCUUCCGGAUCAUUGACCGGGACUCAGUGUGGGGCUACGAACUUGGGCUGAAGUCCUUGAUACCUACUGUCCUGACGAUCAGCAUGCUGGGAUACCCGUUCAUAUCAGCCGACAUGAUUGGCGGGAACUUUUUCCCCAACAAGACGGACGGGGCUGUGGAAAUCCCAGACCAAGAGCUCUACAUCCGCUGGCUGGAAUUGUCCGCCUUCAUGCCGUCCAUGCAAUUCUCCAUCCCACCCUGGCUCUAUGACAGAGAGGUCAUCGAGAUUGCCCAGAAGUUCACACGGCUCCAUGAAUCUUUGGUUGCCCCCCUCUUGUUGGAGUUGGCCGGGGAGAUCACCGACACCGGAGAUCCUAUUAUACGGCCUAUCUGGUGGAUCUCUCCCAAUGAUGAGGCUGCACACAAAAUUGAUUCCCAGUUUCUCAUUGGGGACACCCUCAUGGUGGCUCCGGUCUUAGAACUGGGAAAACAAGAACGAGACGUCUACCUCCCGGCUGGCAAAUGGCGCAGUUACAAAGGAGAGUUGUUUGAAAAGACGCCCCUCCUCCUGACGGACUACCCGGUCGACCUGGAUGAGAUAGCUUAUUUUCUGUGGGUCUCCUAAUCUACUUCAGCUGCCACGACUACCAGCUUUUUAGCUUUGUGAAAGUAAUCAUGCCUUAUUCUAUUACUGUAAAAGCAAAAUAAUUCCUGUGGCUAAGGGAAAGGGAGAACAGGAAGCUG
Euleptes europaea (tarantolino) is the source of this 2156-nucleotide messenger RNA. Its product is annotated as myogenesis-regulating glycosidase-like. Gene Ontology annotation, molecular function: hydrolase activity, hydrolyzing O-glycosyl compounds. Lineage: Eukaryota; Metazoa; Chordata; Lepidosauria; Squamata; Sphaerodactylidae. The record is from RefSeq and is a predicted model, not a curated record. The transcript has a single exon. Gene Ontology annotation, biological process: carbohydrate metabolic process; skeletal muscle fiber development. Bases 1 to 2037 code for a protein of 678 amino acids.